Messenger RNA from Impatiens glandulifera, 2240 nucleotides. Its product is annotated as ubiquitin domain-containing protein DSK2b-like. The record is from RefSeq and is a predicted model, not a curated record. Gene Ontology annotation, biological process: ubiquitin-dependent protein catabolic process. The transcript is spliced from 8 exons. Lineage: Eukaryota; Viridiplantae; Streptophyta; Magnoliopsida; Ericales; Balsaminaceae. Gene Ontology annotation, molecular function: polyubiquitin modification-dependent protein binding. The coding region runs from base 145 to 1791 and encodes 548 amino acids. Gene Ontology annotation, cellular component: cytosol.
UUUGUUUCUCUUUCGGCUUACUUCAUCGUGAGGUGAGGGUUUACAUUUCUUUCUUUCUUUCUUUCUAAUCGAUAUCGAUCUUCUCCUCUCAUUACACACUGAAUCCUGUUUGAGGGGUGGAAGAGAGGCUUAUCGAAUUGGAGAAUGGGUGUUGAAGGAACUUCUGUGUCCGAUGGAACCGACUCGAAGGGAACUGGCGCCGGCGUCUCCGUCAAUGUUCGAUGCUCUAAUGGAUCCAAAUUCUCUGUUCAGGCCAACCUCGAUUCCGAUGUUCGAUCGUUCAAGUCCGUUCUCGCUCUCAAUUGUGACAUACCAGCGGACCAACAGCGGCUAAUUUACAAAGGGAGGAUUCUUAAGGACGACGAAACUCUGGAAAGCUAUGGCCUGGAGGCAGAACAUACUGUCCACCUAGUGCGUGGUUUUGCACAGAGUUCAUCACCCAAUACUGUGGCUGCUGCAAAUACUGGAAUUCCAAGUUCUACUCCAAAUACCAGGCAAGGUGGUCCUGAAGAGAGUGGUGCAUUUGGAGGACUUGGUUCUGAAGCUUCCCUUUUUCCUGGGCUAGAUUUGAAUGGAAUUGGUGGUGGCACUGGUGGCUUAUUUGGAGCAGGACUUCCUGAUUUUGAAAAUAUGCAACGACAAUUUACUCAGAAUCCAAAUAUCAUGAGAGAUAUAAUGAACAUGCCUGUUGUGCAGAAUUUAAUGAAUAAUCCUGAUAUUAUCCAGAAUCUGAUAAUGAACAAUCCUCAGAUGCGCGAAGUCAUUGACCGGAAUCCCGAACUUGCUCAUGUUCUCAAUGACCCUGCCACUCUCCGUCAGACAAUGGAGGCGGCUAGAAACCCUGAGCUCUUGCGUGAGAUGAUGCGCAAUACUGACAGAGCUAUGAACAAUAUAGAAUCAUCUCCAGAGGGAUUCAAUAUGCUAAGACGCAUGUAUGAAAAUGUUCAAGAGCCUUUUCUCAAUGCAACUACUAUGGCAGGGGACACUGGAAAUGACAACCCCUUUGCUUCUCUUCUGGGCACACCAGGUGGAGGGCAGGGCCAUGUUAGGGACCAGGCAACUAACCCAACAAGUGCUGGUCAUGAGAAUGCAGCCAGUGCCCCUGUUCCCAAUGCUGAUCCACUUCCCAAUCCUUGGGCUUCUGGAGCAGCAGCUGGAGGUGCACAAGCCAAUUCCACUGCCAGGUCAAAUACUGGUGGAUAUACUAGGCAACCAUCAGUGGCUGGAUUAAGUGGUCUUGAUGGUCUGCCACUUGACCAAAUGUUUGGUUCUACAAAUGAUGCGUCUUCUUUGAGCCAAUUUAUGCAAAACCCAGCUGUAUCAGAAUUGAUGCAAAGUCUCCUUUCUAAUCCUCAGUAUAUGAAUCAGAUGCUUGGUAUGAACCCCCAGCUGCGAAACGUAGUGGACUCCAAUACCCAACUUAGGGAAAUGAUGCAAAACCCAGACUUUAUUCGUCAAUUAACUUCCCCUGAGAUGACACAGCAACUCCUCAAUUUUCAGCAAACGCUACCACUGCUUGGGGCCCGACCAACAACUGGGGAUGCUAGUCAAACUGGUGGAGGAGCAGGGUUGGAUACGCUGAUGAACAUGUUUUCUGGUCUGGGGAUUGGCGGCAUGAAUAAUACCCCCAACAGACCCAAUGUUGCGCCAGAAGAAUUAUAUGCGACCCAACUGUCUCAGCUUCAAGAAAUGGGUUUCUUUGAUGUCCAAGAGAACCUGCGUGCUCUCAUUGCCACUUCUGGGAAUGUUCAUGCUGCAGUUGAGCGUCUUCUGGGAAACAUGGGCCAGUAGAAACUACUAUAUGUUCUCAUUGUCUGUCUCAUCAUCAUUUUGUUACUUGCUUGAGAAUAUUAUAUGGGAUAACAGUGCAAAUGAUGAAAGGUAAUUGAAGUUUGGUAACCAAUAAAGAAGAGAAUCUAAAGAGAGACCAUUUGAAGCUGUAAAAACUUUCUUCAUGUAGCUUAUUUAUACCAUUAUCAGUCAGUCAACCUUCUGUAUGGACCAGGACUCAGUGAAGGUAGUACUAGGUAAUGGAGAAAUUUGAGGAGGGUCAGUUACUUUUGUUCUGCUUUGUACAUAAGGGAGAGGUUUCUCUCCCAAUCUGGAUCUCAUACAGAGUUUUUAUCAUGUCCUUUUUUUUAUUCAAAACCCCAUGCUGAGGCCUGAGUGUGUUUUAGUACAUUUCUCUUUUCCUUUUCUUUAUGAAUUCAGCAUAUUAUGAAAUUUAAUUUGUCUGUUGA